AUGACUUCUCGACCAUCCCCGUUUGAGGACUGGACGAAUAUGCCGUUUCUCCAAGCCCCACCACAGCUUCGCCCUCCAAGUGAGAGUGUAGAGUCGACGCAAGUUGCCACACAGAGGGGCCUCGUCUCACAGUCACCCAGAUCCUUAUUUUCAUUUCUAACAACCUCAUCACCGCUACCCUCACAAUGCCUUUUACACUCCCCCCCUUCAUCGCUCGCCUCGCGCCGGCCCUUGACCACUUCCACAACCCUCCAUCUCGCCUCCCCCUCCAACUCUGAGUUCCCCGCCGGCUCGGCAACCGCCACCAUCGCCGCGGGCUGUUUCUGGGGCGUUGAGCACAUCUACCGCAAGCACUUUGGCGCCUCAGGGCUCCUCGACGCUCGGGUAGGGUAUAUCGGCGGCGACGCUGAGCACCCCACGUACCGCGCCGUCUGCACUGGCCGCACUGGGCACACCGAGGCUCUGCAGGUCGUGUACGACCCGUCCAAGGUGUCAUACGCUCAGCUUCUCGAGUUUUUCUACCGCAUGCACGACCCUACGACUGCCAACCGCCAGGGCCCCGACACGGGCACCCAGUACCGCAGCGGCAUCUACUUUCACGGCGAGGAGCAGGAGCGCAUCGCCAAGGAGAUUACCCGCAAGGCCAACGAGCAGUGGUACGAGGGCAAGAUUGUCACUGAAAUUCUGCCCGCCGGCCAGUGGUGGAACGCCGAGGACUACCACCAGAAGUAUCUGCACAAGAACCCCUCUGGUUAUGAAUGCCCUAGUCACUUCUUGAGGACAUUCAAGCCCCUCGAGUGA
Molecule: messenger RNA, 801 nt
Organism: Verticillium alfalfae VaMs.102
Lineage: Eukaryota; Fungi; Ascomycota; Sordariomycetes; Glomerellales; Plectosphaerellaceae
Product: peptide methionine sulfoxide reductase msrB/msrA
Exons: 2
Coding region: 1-801 (266 amino acids)
Molecular function (GO): peptide-methionine (S)-S-oxide reductase activity
Source: RefSeq, a predicted model, not a curated record